Molecule: messenger RNA, 3186 nt
Organism: Necator americanus (New World hookworm)
Lineage: Eukaryota; Metazoa; Nematoda; Chromadorea; Rhabditida; Ancylostomatidae
Exons: 2
Coding region: 1-3186 (1061 amino acids)
Molecular function (GO): catalytic activity
Source: RefSeq, a predicted model, not a curated record
AUGUACAUUUUGCUUGCGUUACCUCUCCUCCACAACGGUUUACCGCCUCAUAGUGGCGUGGAGGUGACACUGGGCGUCGAACUGCGAUGCACAGCGGAGGUUGGGCGACGACCUGUGGUGAAAGCUAAGCUCGCCGUGGCAUGGCUGCUUAGUUUGGGGAAAAGUCUCUUUGCCACUCCAGCAUAUUCACUGCCUCAGUACCCUGCACACUGGGCCCUGCCGUCUCAGACGUCGGACGGUAUGGCGACCGGUGAGAGGCGAUCAAAUCUCAGGUUGCUCAGGACGUCAUUGAUUCUGGACCAAGGCGACACACGCACGACUCGCCAUGGAGACUGUCUCAGACUGUGUACUUACAACGCGAGAACAGUUUCCACAGACGCCGACCUGCAUGCCCUUCUCGGAGCUGCAGAGCGUAUCAAAUUUCACGUGAUUGCUCUGCAGGAGACCAAGUGCAGAAGGAGCGACGUACGACAGAUGAAUGACGGUACACUCGUCAUUCGUGGAGAGAAGGUUCCGUCGCGAAAUGUAGGCGGUGUUGGUUUCGUUGUGCACCCAUCUGUCGUCCAUCUCGUCGAUUCUCACGAGAUCCUGUCACCUCGUCUGGCCAUUCUUCGCCUCCGCCCUCUGCGCCAAAAAUCCAUCAGUAUCAUCAACUGCUAUUCACCAACAUCAGCAGCUGAUGAUUCCGAAUUGGACGCGUUUUACGAGGAGCUGGAGGAAGUAGUCCACAACGAGAAGUCCUUUUACAAAUUCGUUGUCGGAGACUUCAACGCAAAACUAGGAAAGGCCACAGAAGAGGAAUACAGGAUUGGAAGAUUUGGACUAGGGGACCGGAAUGAAAAUGGCAAUCGUCUCGCCGGGCUGUUGUCCGCCGCUCGCCUCUUUCAUGGGAACUCUCUUUUCAUGAAAAAAGAUCAUCGUCGGUGGACAUGGGAAUCGCCCAAUGGCGCGACUCGUGCGGAGAUCGACCACAUACUCACCAACCGGAGGUGGUGUCUACUUGACGUCUCAGUAGUACCAUCCUUUUGUAGUGGUUCUGAUCACCGUCUCCUUCGUGCGAAAAUACGACUUAGCCACACGAUGGAAAAGAACAUCUGCUAUCGGCAACGAAGGAGAAAAGAAGUCGUCUACGACGAUUGCGUACUCGAGGACUCCCUGUCCCAAGGUGACUGGCACAUCGAGGAGGACCCAAACGUGGACUACGAGAUGCUGCUCAGAGGAUUACGAGCCUGUGCUGAACGUGCCUCGAAGUCGCGCACGACAAACUUGGAUCGAAUUUCGAAGACCACCAAGGAAUUGUUAGGAAGAAGAAGGGCUUUGAGGCUUGAUCCGAAUGCAUCGCACAUUGAGCGGUUAGUAGCAAACACUAGCUGCAGAAAAGCGUUGCAGGAGGAUCUUUCGAAGUACAGGCAGAAGAAGAUUCUAGAAGCAGCACAAAGAAGAACGAGUCUAAAGAAGUGCCGCAGGGACCUCCGCGAAUAUAAUAUUCCGCUAGCAACCUUGCUGAGCGAAGACGGGACUCGCACGUCUUCUCGUCGUGAGAUGGAAAUCAUUACGGAGAGGUUCUACUCGAACCUUUUCCGUUCAUCAACUCCUGUGUCAAGCCCAAUCAUCCCCACUGGCGAUGCUCCACCACGGAUUCUCCCUUCGGAAGUACGAGUCGCUAUCAAGAGCAUGAAACCUGGCACAGCCCCCGGACCUGAUUUUAUAUCAGCAGACUUUCUUCGGGCUGGUGGCCAUCCGCUUCAUGUAAUCUUAGCAGCGCACAUGACAUCCUAUCUUCAGAAAGAAAGGAUCCCAGACCAGUGGAAGACCUCGCGAACCGUUCUUAUCCAUAAGAAAGGUGACCGAGAGGACCUUCGGAACUACCGUCCGAUAUGCUUGCUGAGCGUGUUAUACAAAGUAUUCACCAAGAUCAUCCUCACACGCAUAUCUAGGACGCUGGAUGAAGCCCAGCCUCAAGAACAAGCUGGAUUCCGCCAAGGGUUCAGCUGCUUGGACCACAUCCAGACCGUGUCGAGGGUCAUAGAGGUUUGCCGGGAAUACCGCCUGCCCCUUGUUCUAACCUUCGUCGACUAUGAGAAAGCCUUUGACAGCGUAGAAACGAAUGCAAUACUGUCAGCGCUGGUCGAUCAAGGUGUGGACGCGUCGUAUGUGAGGACAUUAGCCAAUUGCUAUGAACGAUGCACGACUAGGAUACAGCUUUUCCACCGCCCUCUCACCAUACCCAUUGGAAAGGGGGUACGACAAGGCGAUACUAUAUCGCCGAAGCUGUUCACGGCUGCAUUGCAAUGGAUAAUGAAAUCACUAUCCUGGGAAGAAAAGGGCAUACGUGUUGAUGGAAGAUUUCUUUCGAACCUUCGUUUCGCGGACGACAUCGUUCUCUUUUCGAGCAGCACCAAUGAAGCAGAAACGAUGCUCAACGAAUUGAACGAAGCAGGGAAGAGAAUAGGACUACGAAUAAACAGAAAGAAGACACAGUUCAUGAAGAACGCGCACUGCGAGGACGGAGGAGUACAACUUGAAGGCUCCCAAAUCGUGGAAACUCCGUCAUACGUAUACCUCGGACGUUCUAUGAACAUGGAAAACGACUUGAAGGAAGAACUGAAUAGAAGAAUGAGAGCAGCAUGGGCAGCAUUCGCAGCCGUCAGGGAAGCUACGGACCAACUGACGGACCAUGAUCUUCGUGCCCAUCUGUUCGACUCGACAGUCCUUCCAGCGCUCUGUUACGCAGCGGAGACGUGGGCAGACACCGCGGCCACGUCUAGGAAGCUACUUAUUACCCACAGAGCCCUUGAGAGAUGUCUCCUGAAGUUUAACCGGCGCACACAACACCUUGCCGGUCUUCGUAGCUCCGACUUAAGAGGAAUGUCCCGUCUUCGCGACCCAGCGGAAUAUGUAUCGAAAGCAAAACAUAGAUGGGCCGGUCACAUCAUGAGAAGAAUCGACGAUAGAUGGACUAAAAGAACGCUAGAGCGGAUCCCAAGGGACGCUAAACGCCCCCGAGGGAGACCGCCAACGAGAUGGAGUGACGUGUUCGCUGCACGGAUGGACCAGCAGAGAGCUCAGCUGGAUACGGCUCAAGGACCUCGUCAACGUCACUCACGAAGCUUGAGAACAUCUUGGAUGACAAUGGCGAGGGAACGAAACGAGUGGAAGAGAUGCUGGGGCCCGCACGUCGAGUGA